AGCGCCCGCGCGGAGCGGUCGGUUAGUCGGUAUCGGCCGCGCGACCGGCGAACAGCACGGCGGAGUCAGCUCUCCCAGCACCCGGUGGGGCUGUGCGUGCGCGUGUGUGCGUGUCGUGUCUUCCCCGCACGCGUUCUGGACGAAACGGCGCGGCAGUGGCACGCGCCUAAAUAAACUCCCGUCGUCAUUCUCCUCUCUCAUUGCUCCCCGAAGACUUCGUUGAAAGCAAGCAAGAAGGCACUUCUUGUCAGCGCGGGAGGUCCUCUUUAAAGUUUCUCCACAGCCCAGCAUCUGCCUUGUCUCAGUUUAUCGCGGCAGUUGGCCGUUUCGCUCCCCGGACUUUCCUAUUUUUCUUUAUUUUUUUUUCUAGCCACUCCUGACGUUUCUAUUUUGAAGCGCCAUCCGACGUGUGUCCGAGACAAGAACGAAAGCCUUGCUUCGCUUCGGAGAAAGCGAUGUAGCGUUAAUUUCUCGCACCGUGUUCAUCGGGGUGUUCGACUCCUACCCUCAACUCGCCCUCCUCCAUUUCAUUUUUUUUUCCUUUCGUGCGUUCAUUCCUUUUGCGAUAUGGAAGUCCAGGUGAACAAACUUUGUUCCUGACCCUCCUGCUGCAAGAACAAGGCGUGUGUGUACAGUGACGCUUCAUUCUUACCGGCUCAUUUUGCGCUCGUGCGCAGCGGAUAGGUGCAAGAACGUCAACAGCGCACGAGGAACUUCUGCCGGCUGCUGAUCCUUGAGCUGUUUGGACAUGACCGGAUGUUGGGCGCCUCGAUGCCGGUCUCGUUGCACUAGGCGCCAUGUGGUCUUCUCGCUGGCCUCUUCGUGCCCUUCGCGGACACUCUGCAGGCGCCCUACCGAUCACGUAGCUGGUCAUCUCUGAAGAGCCGUUGCUUAUCCAGAAGAGAAAAAAAAGAGAAGGGCAGGCCGGCGCCACACAGUCCUCGCGAAAGCAGCUGCUGCAUCCAUCCUACGACCAUCCGGCCAAACGGUUGAACAGACCUGUCUGUCACUAUGAGUGGAGGCUGCCGGGUGUCCGUCACACUGCUCCUGUCAGCAUGCUUGCUGCCCUGGUUCGGUUCGAGUGCGCACGGCUCCCGCACCGAGCGCGUGUUCGCCCAGCUGAAGGCACUGCGUGAGUGUGAGCAACGGGCCCUGUUCGACGCCGGCGACAACGACACAGCAUCGUGCGACUGGCGAUUCGACGGUUGGCAGUGCUGGCCACCGACGCCGCUCGGAGCCACUGCCCGCGCAGCCUGCCCGGACCUGUUGCCUGGUGAAGUGAACUCCACUGGGACGGCGAAGUACCGGUGCCUGGCUAACGGUUCGUGGAACGGUGAAACAGGCAACUACAGCGCCUGCACAAGCUCGCCUUAUCACGAGACCGAGCUGACGUUGCUGCGCGCCAUUGCUAACGACAUCGGCGAGUACGUUCCCUGGGAGCAAAUCUCAGCGCGAGGCGAGAACUGGAUGUGGCAGGAGAAGAUCGGGCACUUCAAGCACUGCCUCGAGAACGUGCUGCUCAAGCCUCCCGCGGAGAACGAUGGAAACCAGACAUUGUGCCCCCGCACUUGGGAUGGCUGGAACUGCUGGGACGACACGCCUCCCGGUCGGACAGUGCACGCGCCUUGCCCUCAGUUUGUGGCCGGGUUUCUGUCAACUCGGCAAGCGCACAAAUUGUGUACUUCGAACGGCACGUGGUUCCGUCACCCUGUCACAGGACUGGUCUGGUCCAAUUACACAGCAUGUGUGGAUACUCAUGACUUACAGUUUCGAAACUUGGUCAAUUCAUUAUACGUCACAGGAUACUCAAUAUCACUUGUAGCCCUUGUGUUGUCUAUGAUCAUAUUCUGUUACUUCAGGUCGCUUCGUUGUCGAAGAAUCACAAUUCACAAAAACUUGUUCACAUCGUUCAUUAUCAACAACCUUUGUUGGAUACUGUGGUACAUUCACAUCAUCGCACAGCCACACGUGAUCGCAGAAAAUCCGACCUGGUGCCAAGCGCUGCACGUGGUGACGCAGUACUUCCUGUUGUGCAACUACCUGUGGAUGUUCUGCGAAGGCCUGUACCUGCACACACUUUUAGUGCUCGCCUUCAUCGCCGAGGACAAGAUCCUCAAGUGGUUCCUGCUCAUCGGCUGGGGUUUUCCUUUGCUUCCAAUAAUCGCCUACGCCGUUUUGCGAUCCUUGGAUCCAGAAGCGUCAAAAAUGUGCUGGGUCGAGCACGACGUCUGGUAUACGUACAUACUCAGUGUUCCUGUUUGCUUCUCUAUACUGCUGAGCUUUGCAUUCCUCGUCAACAUCGUCAGGGUCCUGGUCACAAAGCUUCGAGCCGUCAAUUCUCCUGACAAUGAAAGCACAAGGAAAGCUGUGCGAGCAACUGUGAUCUUGCUUCCCCUUUUGGGUUUGCACUACGUGUUGACUCCAUUCAGACCAGACAAAGGCUCCAUACUGCUCGCCUACGAGGUCAUAUCGGCACUGGUCACAUCAUUACAGGGUCUUUGCGUCGCACUUCUCUUCUGCUUCUUCAAUGGAGAGGUUUUGGGCGUUCUGCGGAAAACGUUGUCGCAGACGCCGUGGUUCAGGAACGAGGGUCGCCGGAUGUCAUACGCUAAUACCAGCAUCAGUCCCCGUUAUCACUGCUUGCACCCCAAUUUUUCCUUACCCCGAGUUCAAGCCCCUUCCCACUCAAUUUCUGCCAAGACGCCCAUCUGAUGGCAGAAGUCCGUCUGUGUCGCCAAAUCACCUCCAGCAGACCUUGGUGUGAAAGAAGCCAAUGCAGCUAGGCACUCCUGUAAAAAGAGUCACAAUUGAAAUAUGGGUUUCAUUCAUGUUUUUCUAUCUUCCUGAAAAGAAGUUGGGGGUGAGGAAGUGUGUAAAAUGGCGAGAUUUUAUCAUCUCACGCUGUAGCCGACAUUCACGCUUUGCAUCGACGUCCACGUUUGUACAUAUGAAGGCACACGUCUCACCGGAUAAUCAUGCGACUUGAGAAUAAAGAGACCUAGUGCUGCAAGGAACAGAAUCAAGGUAAUGGGAAAACUAACCGUACUUAUGGCGUACGAGUAGUUUGCCUGCAAUGUGAGCAUGGUGCUUUCCAUGAUAAGUGCUAUUUGUUUGUUGCGCAUCAAUAGUGUGAUUUCAUUUAUUUAUGACAGAAUGUAAAUAUUGGCAAGAAUUGCAGUACUAUGUCGUCGCAUAUUUUUCGCGUUCCUUGUUACUAUCGGUUAGGAAUGUGUCAACAAUUCCCAAAUUACGCAAAGGUAGUUCUUAAAGAAUUCUUCAGCCGGACACAUU
This is a messenger RNA of Dermacentor silvarum, 3291 nucleotides long. Its product is annotated as calcitonin gene-related peptide type 1 receptor-like. Gene Ontology annotation, biological process: cell surface receptor signaling pathway; adenylate cyclase-modulating G protein-coupled receptor signaling pathway. The transcript has 20 exons. NCBI's taxonomy places the organism in Eukaryota, Metazoa, Arthropoda, Arachnida, Ixodida, Ixodidae. The coding region runs from base 1012 to 2712 and encodes 566 amino acids. Gene Ontology annotation, cellular component: plasma membrane. Gene Ontology annotation, molecular function: calcitonin receptor activity. The record is from RefSeq and is a predicted model, not a curated record.